This is a messenger RNA of Pungitius pungitius (ninespine stickleback), 3149 nucleotides long. RefSeq names its product zinc finger and BTB domain containing 7a (gene zbtb7a). NCBI's taxonomy places the organism in Eukaryota, Metazoa, Chordata, Actinopteri, Perciformes, Gasterosteidae. The record is from RefSeq and is a predicted model, not a curated record. Gene Ontology annotation, biological process: regulation of transcription by RNA polymerase II. Gene Ontology annotation, molecular function: protein binding; RNA polymerase II cis-regulatory region sequence-specific DNA binding; DNA-binding transcription factor activity, RNA polymerase II-specific. The transcript has 5 exons. Bases 1 to 1992 code for a protein of 663 amino acids.
AUGUCUGACAACGUCUCAGCCACGGGCUCCAUGGACGCAGACGGAGGCAGCAGAGCUGGCCGGCAGGCAGGGGAGGCAAGUAGGGCCCAGGAAACGUUUUCUGCCUAUUUGACAGGCAGACGGACAGACGGCAGGACGGAUACACGAGUGGGGGCUGUGCUAGGCGGCUCGGCGGCAGGCUGGUGGAAGAUGUCGUCAGGAGCCGGUGGGAGGGGUGGAAGGCGGCUCAGGGGGACAGCAAGCAGCGGCGGCGGCGGAGGGAGGGGCGGGGCUGGCGAGGCGGAGGAAGGCCCCGUGGGGAUCCCGUUCCCCGAGCACAGCGCCGACAUCCUGGGCGGCCUGAACAAGCAGCGGCUCAGCGGCCUGCUGUGCGACGUGCUCCUGGUCGCCGAGGACCGGGAGUUCCCGGCUCACCGCUCCGUCCUGGCGUCCUGCAGCUCCUACUUUCACAAGCUCUUCACGUCCGGGGCCGCCGCGGACCAACAGAACGUCUACAACAUCGACUUUGUGGCGGCGGAGGCUCUGGGGGCGCUGCUGGACUUUGCCUACACGGCGACGUUGACCGUCAGCCACAGCAGCGUGGCGGACAUCCUCACUGCCGCUCGCCUCCUGGAAGUCCCACCCGUCAAGGACGUCUGUAGCCACCUGCUGGACACCAAAGUGCUCUCCCCGCCGGCGGGCAUUGAGCGAAGAGACGAAGAUGAAGAGGGGAAGGGCAGAGGAGGCAGGGAGCAGGGCAACCGGGUCCGGGCCCGGGAGUACCUGGAGUACUUCCAGAAAGGGGCGCACUGGAGCAGCAGCUGCAGCACGCCAGAGCUCAGGGACCUGCCCACACAUCUGCACUUUAACCACGGUAACGGCGGGAUCCCCAGCAACGGGGCGCCCGUCGGCCCCGGUGAGUACUACUCCCCCCUGGCCCUCGCCCUGGCCCAGGCCCAAACGCAGGAGGAAGAGGAGGACGACGACGAGGACGACGAGGACGACGGGGAGGCGGGGCAGGGAAACGGAGCAGGUCCGAGAUCGUCUUUCUACCCCGCGUUCCAGAACGGCCACUUCUUCCUCGCCCCGGAGUCUCCGCUGGGGCAGGAGGCCGAGGCAGAGGAUGGGAGUAGGGAGGCCGAGGCGAGGGACAGGGGUUCUGCCAGUGCACUCUUGCAGCAGAUGAUGGACUCCAUCGAGAGGCAGAAAGAGCGUGCGACGACCGGGGAGGAACAGGGAGACGGGGACGACCCCGACAUGGAAUUUUACUUGAAUUAUUUUAACAGCACUCAGCAUGAGGAUCCAGCUUCUGCAGCUGAGACACAGGGAGUGCUUCGGUUAUCACGAGGCAGAACAGGCCCAGACAGAGGAGGAGGAGGAGGAGAGGGGGGGGUGGGAGAGAGAGGCAGCGGGGUCGGAGGAGGUGGGGGCGAGAGGAAGAUGCGCUCUAAGGCCUUCCAGAAAUGCCCCAUAUGCUCCAAGGUCAUUCAAGGAGCAGGCAAGCUACCCCGCCACAUCCGAACACACACGGGGGAGAAACCUUACGAAUGCGCCAUCUGCAAAGUGCGCUUUACCAGACAGGACAAGCUCAAGGUUCACAUGCGCAAGCAUACAGGAGAGAAGCCUUACCUUUGUACGCAAUGUGGAGCCGCCUUUGCUCACAACUACGACCUGAAGAACCACAUGCGCGUGCACACCGGCCUGCGGCCCUAUCAGUGCUCCAGCUGCUUCAAGACUUUCGUGCGCUCGGACCACCUGCACCGCCACCUCAAGAAGGACGGCUGCAACGGCAUCCCGUCCCGCCGGGGCCGGAAGCCCCGGGUGCGGGAGCAGGGGCUCCUCGACGCCCCCCCGGGCCUGCUGGGCCCCGGCUCCGACUCGGGCCCCGGGCCCCGCGGCGCCAGGGGGCGGCGGCGCUCGGGGGCGUCGUCGACGCCGGAGGCGGAGGGGCCCGCCGGAGGCCGCGCGCACAGUCCUCGGCUGCAGCAGUUUGAGGGGGGGGCCGGGCCCUGAGGCGGCCAAGGACACCGCUGGACACCAUUGUCACUCUGCGCGGCCCGUGAGACGGGCCAGUGAACGGAGGGGAGAAAAAAAAACACAUAAAGGCAAAUUUAAAAAAAAAAGAAAAAAAAAAGAAAAACAACUAUCUAUUCCUCUUUGAACCAAAUCAGGGUGUCACAAAAAAUCUAAUCUUUGCAUUGCUUUUUCCUUCUUGUUUAGGAAAUGGAGUAGACUUUAAAGCACUUGAGUCGAUUUAUCUGUUAAAGAGCAAAGAACGCUUCAAAUCAUGUACCCAUGACGUCCACUUUCUGGGCCAUUUCUUUCUUUGUAACAGUAGGGGUUUUAUACAUGGGCAAACGUGCUUAGGCAAAGGUAUGAUGGAUACAAAGAAACGCGGAGCAACUAUGCAGUUGAUUUAGAUUUGUAUUGGUUUUGUCCUCACAGCCUUCGAGCUUCUAAGCAAAGUGUCUAUCGAGCACCUUGUGGCUGCUGUACGGGUGAAGCGAGGACAAAUCCUCCCAGUGAAAACUACUCUUUUUCUAUUCUUUUGCAGGUCUGAAAUGUACAGUUACCAUAGAAACAACAUUGCCACAACAUGGCAUAUGCAAGGAAAGCUCACCGCAAUUUUGAUGCAACAGUUUUUUCUCUCUAAAUGUUCCAGAAAGAAUCAGACAAGGGUUUGAUUGAAGUGUUACUUACUCUAUAAAAUGCAUCUAUGGUUCUGUCUUAUUGAAAAACAAAUCCACGUUGAGUCAAAUCCAAUUUUAUGGGGGCUCUUCAAACGCAGGACUCGGGAAUAUGGGGGGGGGGUGGAGGGUUUGUGUUUUUAAAGCACUACCAUCGUCAAUGUACCUGUUGGCUUGACUACGUUGCCUCUUAACCCCCAAAACCCUGCUAAUUUUAGCUUCUUUUUUUUUUUUUUCCCUUUUUUUUGAUUAUGCUUCGUAAUCUUUUUGUCUUUGUUCCUUUCAUGUUGACUGCUUCGGGUACUUGACACUUUAUAAUUGUAUACAUGUAUAUACAGCGGGUGGUGACAUGACAUGCGUUCCCUCUUAAUGCUGAGGUGUACCUACCAAUCGGGAUUUUUCCCCCUCUUUGGCUUGAUGUCAUAUUUCUCACAGUGAAGCUUGUGGGUGAGCGAAAAAAAGAAAGAAGAAAAAAAAAAACCC